Molecule: messenger RNA, 6067 nt
Organism: Cinclus cinclus
Lineage: Eukaryota; Metazoa; Chordata; Aves; Passeriformes; Cinclidae
Gene: PPIP5K2
Product: diphosphoinositol pentakisphosphate kinase 2
Exons: 31
Coding region: 501-4310 (1269 amino acids)
Biological process (GO): inositol phosphate biosynthetic process; inositol metabolic process
Cellular component (GO): cytosol
Molecular function (GO): inositol hexakisphosphate kinase activity; diphosphoinositol pentakisphosphate kinase activity; 5-diphosphoinositol pentakisphosphate 1-kinase activity
Source: RefSeq, a predicted model, not a curated record
UGUUUCUGAAAUUUAUGCAUCAGUAGUUUGAUAUUUGCAACUAUUCCCCAAGCAUGCUCUAAAAAUAAAUGUAAAAGUGUAGACUGCAUGUGGUGUGCAGUGUUUUAUUUCUUAUGCUUUGGUCAGAGGUACAUAAUUGUCCAAACACUUUUUCUAAGUGAGACAAGUUUAUUUUAUAUCCCUUUAUCAAGUGUUUUUUUUUGUUUGUUUGUUUGUUUUUGUUGUUUUUUUUUUUGUCUAGUAGGUUGAAAAGUCAUACCAUCUCAGGGAAGCAGCAGCACAUUGUGGGUUUCUUGGAGCACCAGCUCUAAUCAGUAAUGAGCAGAUGAUAACGAGUUAAACAGUGCCUGGUAAACAACGCAAUCACAGUGGCAACCCUGCACAAGCAACAUCAAAGAGCAGGGAACUUUGGUGUUCCUGAGUCAGUAAGAAACAUGCCCGGGAUCUCACCUGCCAGAGUGCCUGCAAUUUUUACAUAGAUUUCUGUAGGUCUUGUAACCAUGUCUGUUAAUGCGACAGAGAAUGAUCCUCCUAGAUUCUUUGUGGGUGGAGAAGAUGGAGAAGGAUUGUUGGAUUCAGCCAGAUCUACAGAUUAUGAGCACUUCUAUGACCAUGGGGAUGAAGAAGAGGAAGAGUAUGACUCUCCACCGGAAAGACAAAUCGCAGUUGGGAUUUGUUCAAUGGCUAAGAAAUCAAAAUCCAAACCAAUGAAAGAAAUUCUUGAACGCCUCUCUAUGUUUAAGUAUAUAACUGUGGUGAUAUUUGAAGAGGAUGUUAUUUUGAAUGAGCCAGUAGAAAAUUGGCCUUUAUGUGACUGUCUCAUUUCUUUUCACUCUAAAGGGUUUCCACUGGACAAAGCAGUAGCCUAUGCAAAACUCAGGAAUCCAUUCAUAAUCAAUGACUUGAAUAUGCAGUAUCACAUACAAGACAGAAGAGAAGUCUAUGGUAUUCUUAAAGCUGAAGGCAUUUUACUUCCUCGCUAUGCAGUUCUGAACCGUGAUCCAAACAAUCCGCAAGAAUGCAACUUGAUUGAAGGAGAAGAUCAUGUAGAAGUGAAUGGAGAAAUUUUCCAGAAGCCCUUUGUAGAAAAGCCAGUUAGUGCUGAGGACCACAAUGUUUAUAUUUAUUAUCCAACAUCUGCUGGAGGUGGAAGCCAGAGGCUCUUUCGAAAGAUUGGCAGCAGAAGCAGUGUUUAUUCUCCUGAAAGCAGUGUGAGGAAAACAGGCUCCUAUAUUUAUGAGGAAUUCAUGCCUACAGAUGGAACUGAUGUGAAGGUGUACACAGUAGGUCCAGACUAUGCUCAUGCUGAGGCCCGGAAGUCUCCGGCUCUGGAUGGCAAAGUAGAAAGAGACAGCGAAGGAAAAGAAGUGAGAUAUCCAGUCAUCCUGAAUGCAAGAGAGAAGUUAAUUGCUUGGAAAGUAUGCCUUGCCUUUAAGCAAACAGUUUGUGGCUUUGAUUUGCUACGUGCUAAUGGACAGUCCUAUGUUUGUGAUGUGAAUGGCUUCAGUUUUGUGAAAAACUCCAUGAAAUACUAUGAUGAUUGUGCUAAGAUACUAGGAAAUAUCAUAAUGAGAGAACUUGCUCCCCAAUUUCAAAUACCAUGGUCAAUUCCUUUGGAAGCUGAAGACAUUCCUAUUGUGCCAACUACCUCUGGAACAAUGAUGGAGCUUAGAUGUGUUAUAGCUGUAAUACGCCAUGGUGAUCGAACACCAAAGCAAAAAAUGAAAAUGGAAGUAAAACAUCAGAGAUUUUUUGAUCUCUUUGAAAAAUGUGAUGGAUAUAAAUCUGGAAAACUGAAACUGAAAAAACCAAAACAGUUGCAGGAAGUGCUUGAUAUAGCAAGGCAGCUCCUUGUAGAACUUGGGCAAAACAAUGAUUCUGAAAUUGAAGAAAGUAAAGCAAAACUUGAACAGCUAAAGACUGUGUUAGAAAUGUAUGGGCAUUUUUCAGGCAUAAAUCGCAAAGUUCAGCUAACAUAUCUUCCUCAUGGCUGCCCUAAGACUUCAAGUGAAGAGGAAGAUAAUAGAAGAAAUGAGCCAUCCCUGCUUCUGGUUCUAAAAUGGGGAGGAGAGUUGACCCCUGCAGGCAGGGUUCAAGCAGAGGAGCUUGGAAGAGCUUUCAGGUGUAUGUAUCCAGGCGGACAAGGAGAUUAUGCUGGAUUUCCUGGAUGUGGUUUACUUAGAUUACAUAGCACUUACCGACAUGAUCUCAAAAUCUACGCUUCUGAUGAGGGACGAGUUCAGAUGACUGCAGCAGCUUUUGCAAAGGGACUACUGGCCUUAGAGGGAGAGCUGACUCCUAUUCUUGUCCAGAUGGUAAAAAGUGCUAAUAUGAAUGGUCUGUUGGACAGUGACAGUGAUUCUUUAAGCAGCUGUCAACAUCGUGUUAAAGCAAGGCUCCAUGAAAUUCUCCAGAGAGACAGAGAAUUUACUGCUGAUGACUAUGAUAAGCUCACUCCAUCUGGAAGCAUCUCAUUGAUAAAAUCAAUGCAGGUUAUUAAAAAUCCUGUGAAGACAUGUGACAAGGUCUAUUACUUGAUCCAGAGUUUGACUUCUCAGAUCAGGCAGAAAAUGGAAGACCCAAAGUCUGCAGAUAUUCAGCUGUACCACAGUGAAACUCUAGAACUGAUGUUGCGCAGGUGGGCCAAGUUGGAAAAAGACUUCAAAACAAAAAAUGGAAGAUAUGAUAUUAGCAAAAUUCCUGAUAUUUAUGACUGUAUAAAAUAUGAUGUACAACACAAUGGAUCCUUAAAAUUAGAAAACACGAUGGAAUUAUAUAGGCUUUCAAAGGCUUUAGCUGACAUUGUAAUUCCUCAGGAAUAUGGUAUUUCUAAAACUGAGAAACUGGAGAUUGCCAAAGGUUACUGCACUCCUCUAGUCAGAAAAAUUCGUUCUGACCUUCAGAGAACUCAAGAUGAUGACACUGUUAAUAAGCUUCACCCUCUCUACUCCAGGGGUGUUAUGUCCCCAGAACGCCAUGUUCGUACCCGGCUAUAUUUCACCAGUGAGAGUCACGUUCACUCCCUGUUGUCCACCCUUCGUUAUGGUGCCUUAUGUGAUGAAUCAAAAGAUGAACAAUGGAAACGAGCUAUGGAUUACUUAAAUGUGGUCAAUGAACUCAAUUACAUGACACAGAUUGUCAUCAUGCUUUAUGAGGAUCCAAACAAGGAACUUUCUUCAGAAGAGCGUUUUCACGUAGAGCUGCAUUUCAGUCCAGGAGCUAAAGGCUGUGAGGAAGAUAAAAAUUUGCCAUCUGGAUAUGGAUACAGACCUGCCUCCAGAGAGAAUGAAGGCUCGAAGAAAACCUCUCAUAGAAAUGAUAGUGAUGAGGAGGUACAUGCUCAUAAAAGAGAUGAAACGGAUCGAUCAGUAGUGAUGUUCAAGCCAAUGGUAUCAGACCCAAUCCACAUACACAGAAAGUCACCCCUUCCAAGAUCCAGGAAGAUUGGUUCUGUUGAAGAAGAGAGCCCCCUGAGUGUGUCUAGCCCAGAGUGUAUUGGUACCUGGCUGCAUUACACCAGUGGUGUGGGUACUGGGCGUCGAAGACGCAGAUCAGGGGAACAAAUCACUUCUUCCCCUGUCUCCCCUAAAUCACUGGCUUUCACAUCCAGUAUUUUUGGCUCAUGGCAACAGGUCCUAUCAGAAAGCAAUAGUAAUUUACGAACACCAAGAACUAUUCUGGAACAAAAGCAGAGUGGUUUAGGGUCUCACUGUGCGGGCCUGUUUAGCACCUCAGUGCUCGGGGGUUCUUCAAGUGCACCUAACCUACAGGAUUAUGCUCGUACGCAUCGUAAAAAGCUGACUUCUUCUGGCUUCAUAGAUGACACCACACGCGGUUCUGCUGUUAAAAGGUUUUCUAUCUCAUUUGCUCGACACCCAACCAAUGAACACCCACACCUCUUUAGGUGCUGGUCCAUUUCCUCUGUGGAAUUUCUAGGCUCCAGUGGUUUUGAACUGUAUUCCAUGGUGCCUUCUAUUUGCCCUUUGGAAACUCUACACAAUUCCUUGUCUCUGAAGCAGGUGGAUGAAUUUCUUGCUUCUGUUGCUGCUCCAUCAAGGGAAAAUCUACAGGAAACAUCAUCUCCAACUCAGAUGAUGCCCCUUUCAGGAAGAAAAAUUUCUUUAAAUACAUUUACCGCUGCAAAAAUUCAACCAACUCUACUUGAAACUUUGCCUGAAAGGCUAGCAGUAGAGAAAUUAAACUUAUCUACCCUUGGAUGUCCUGUUAAUGUAUCUAAUACUAAACCGUCUCUUGAAGAGGCCUCACUAGAUGCAGAACUUUGUGGUGAAACUCUUUCUGAGAAGAAAUGAUCAGACAAAACUGGAAACAACUUCUUAAAUAGUACUUUAGUGCACAUUCAAGCAAAUUACUGAACUGUCAAAAGCCAUUCAUGUCUGCAUCUGCAAUUCAUAGUGCACAUAAGAAUCUUUAUACAUGGUUAAUUAGUGUGCACAAUAUUUAGGUCACUUUUAAAAUGUUUCAGGAAAUAGACUUAAGCAGUUUGAUGAACCACACAUCUUUUAAUGGACAAGCCGCACAUGAACCUUUUCUGUGUCUUCAAGUAUCUACUGUAAACCUGUACAAAAAUAAAAUGGUAUGUGUUACAGCAGCUCUGUUGAUGUCACAUUUCAUUACAUCGCUUGAUGUAAUGAAAACAUUGUCUGUUGCCAUCAUAAACUUCUGUUUUCAGGAGUUUAUAAUCUCCCUGUGAAUUUCUUCCGUGUUCUGAAAUGUAACACGCAUCAUGACUUUUUUAAAAUUUAACUACAUUUCCAAAGAGAUCUCUUUUCCUUGGUUUGGAUAUAAGCAGAUAUUUUCUGUAUUUUAGUUAUUUUAUAUCAUAUAUGCUGCAAUAAUUAGGCACGAUGGAGCAAGUUCAUGUAUCAGCACUUUUGAUGACUUUUUUUUUUCUGUGUUUACAUCAGGCCUGUAACAUUCAAAUGUACCUUCUUAUAUACAGGUACCUGUGUAUUGUCCAGCAGAUAAAAACUGUCUUUUAUAUGUUUUUAUCAAAACCUUCUAUUGCUUACUAAAAACCAGUUUUAUUUUCUUUGCCAUGUGUUUCUAGAAAAAGGGGAUACUAAAAAGCAGGUUUUGUAGAAGGAGAAAUGGUUACAGCUGGUCUGCUACUAGGUUUAAUCUAAAUACUGUAAAUAUUCCAUCUGUGCUUUAUUAUCAUCCUUUUACCAUAGAGAAAGAUUGUGGACUAGCAGAACUCAGUGCAUACUGUUCCAGAAUACUCAGGAUUCAUCAUGGCCUGGGAAUUUUCAGACCCUUCUCCUUCCAGUCUAGGUAGCUGACAGCAGCUCUCAAAAAACAAACAAACAAAAAAACCCAAACAAACAAACAAAAAAAGAAAAAAAAAAGAAAAAAAAAGCAAGCAAAAAAACCAGACAAAAUUCACAAAACAAACAAAUAAAAAUGGCAAAAAAUUUGAACAUUUUAUAAGAGAUGAAAGAAACAUUUCUAAAUUGGUGGAAUAUGGAGUUAUGGUUUUAUUUAGAAUAAUUAUCCAGUCUUAAGCAAUUGUAUUUUUUUUCUGUGGCAUGAAGAAUUACUGGGUUAUGAGUAUCCCAGAUUAUGAAAAUAUAGACCACUUCUUUAAGUUCAAGUGGCUGAGUAGUAAGAAUGGACUUCAUAACUGCAAGAUAGGUAAUUCCUUUCAUGUUUAAGUUGGAAAUUCCUUUCAUGUAGAAGGCAUAGCUUAUGAAUAAGAUGUUUAAGUAGGGCUCUUACUUGUCUCUAGAGCCAGUGCAAAUAUAGUUACAUUCACUUUGCCACAGGGUCUUUUUUCAAUGUUUACCAUAUAUGAAAUGGCUUCAGAAGACUAUUUCUAACAAUUCUGGUUAAACACCAAAUAUAUGAAAGGUUUCAGAGCUAUAUACUUCAAGCAUUUUAUUUUCUGUAGUGUAAUUGUGUGGCUGACAAUGUUGGUCUUGCAUACAACUGAAUGUACACUUGUUUACCGUUUAAAAAAAACCAAACCUAAACAUGUAAGUAUACGUAUCAUUCCAGUCAACCAAAGCUGUGGCAUAACUUUUUAUGUGCUUCUAAAUAAAAUCUAAGU